AUUUAACGCAAAGUUGCGAUCCGCUCCCAACCUGCCACUUUGGUGUGGAGAACCUGCUUCUGAACAUUCCGCCCCAUCACUUUUGUUUCCCAGAGUUGCAUCUUGCUCAUCUCCGUCUUCUUCACACUGCAGACUCUCGCUCGCUGCUCGUCUCUUUGCAUUCUUUUUUCUCCCCUUUUCCUUUCUUCUUCCAAACUUAAAAAAGGACCCUCACAAUCUCCUCGAAUUGUACCCUUCAGCCAUGCCUACCAUCCUGCGACCUCGGUAACCGACGGGACGUCUUUCGCGAUCACAGGCAAAAACAAAACGAUGCGUGUGAAGAAAGGAACCAAGGUUGCGACAGGGGCAGCGGGCUGGCCAGGCAUAGAAGCGAUAGAGCUGUCGGAUAUUGAGGGCUCUUCCUCGCAACAGCACAGCUCCUCGUCGCCCAAGGAGACGUGGACGGGCCCAAUGCACAGUGACACCUAUGGCAACCCCCUCUUCCCGGGCCCCUACACGGCGCACAGCACCAUCGAGCCAGAGCACGACGACAGGCGCCGGGCCAGGCGCGCCGGGGUCCCGCCGACGUCCGCGAGAGGCGGUGUGUUCCGGCAGGACAUGAUAUGCGGGAUGAGGAGGCAGAUGUUCUGGGUCAUCAUAGCGACCGGCACUUUCGCCAUGAUCGCGACUGUUGGCAUCGGAGUCGGCCUGGGCGUUGCGCUGCGCAAGGCAGAUGGCCCGACAUGAGACAAAAAAAAAGGUCAUUAUACUUGGGCCCAUUUACCGCGAAUGCCUCCCGCUACGACAACCGUCGCGACGACCUCGGCAACAGCAGGCGUGGGGGGGUAGACGGACUGCUGGGCUCGAGGUGCCGAUCACAGUCCGCUGCGCUGCGCUGCGAAACAAGCCGGGCGCGGUACGAAGCUCGAGCUUGUCGACCCAGGGGAGAGCAUCCCCGCU
Messenger RNA from Phialemonium atrogriseum, 939 nucleotides. RefSeq lists its product as uncharacterized. The coding region runs from base 310 to 726 and encodes 138 amino acids. The transcript has 2 exons. The record is from RefSeq and is a predicted model, not a curated record. NCBI's taxonomy places the organism in Eukaryota, Fungi, Ascomycota, Sordariomycetes, Cephalothecales, Cephalothecaceae.